Exophiala aquamarina CBS 119918 is the source of this 720-nucleotide messenger RNA. RefSeq lists its product as uncharacterized. Bases 1 to 720 code for a protein of 239 amino acids. The transcript has 3 exons. Lineage: Eukaryota; Fungi; Ascomycota; Eurotiomycetes; Chaetothyriales; Herpotrichiellaceae. The record is from RefSeq and is a predicted model, not a curated record.
AUGCUUGCUGGAGCUACUACUGUUCGUGUGAUGUCCAAUCUUUGUAUUAGUGCCAGCCCUGCCAGCCCCGAAUUGCUCCAGCACUUCCCAGCAACGUGGCUGAGCCAAUGGCCUAACGUGACAAUGCAACUCCAGGACGGUUCGGCCGCAGAUCCCAUCGGAAAGGGGCCAGGCGGAACAGGCCAUGCGGCAGCUUUUGGGUCGAGUAUCGGAAAGGUCAGCCUGAUGACCGGCUACCCCAUCUCGGCAAUUAUGCAACGAACGUACGUCCAAGGCGACGAUAACUCUCCUGCGAUGUCGAGAUCCUCCACGACCGAGACCGUCAACCCCUCAGUGCACGAACUACUACAAGCAUACAAUGUGCACCAUACCGGGACUGACGAGGAGGUGCGAUUGGCACCUCAGCCGUCUAUCAGACGACAGCAAGCACAGUUAGACUCGCCAAAUGUGUAUUCAUCAAACCGAACUUCAGAGUCCCCUCCCGCGCAGAUCGAUCCAAACGAUGUGUCUUCGCGGCGCCGGGUUCCCCCCUACCGAGAGACGAGUCGAGACCAUGAUUUAUCUCUACGACCGGGUGGACGAGACAGCACAGAAGCAACUAUAGUGCAGGUUAUGUUCGUCGGUGUGUACAUUACGGGGGCCCUGAAUCGAUGGUGGAGGCAGACUGGUGGGCGACUAAAUGAUAAAUUUUUCCAAUACGAAGUAGGGGGUGAAUGGUGA